AUGGAUUUUUCAAGUCCAAAAUCUACGCCUACCGAAAAUACACCUUUACUUAAUACUAACCAAAAGAAUCAAGAAGAACUUAAUGUUUUUCAACCUCCAUCAAAAAUAGACACUUUUAUUAAUUCCUUAUCUCAGUUAUUUAAUUCUGAAACAACAAACACUUCAAACACUACCACUCAAGAAAUAUUACCAACACCAACUCAAUUCACAAAAUUACCUGAAUUCAGCAAAGUUCAAAACCAGUAUAAAGAGAAAAAGCAAAAAUAUCAAAAAAGAAAAGGGUCUUAUGAAGCAUUAAGAAGUAACUGA
Messenger RNA from Entamoeba dispar SAW760, 309 nucleotides. RefSeq lists its product as uncharacterized. The record is from RefSeq and is a predicted model, not a curated record. Bases 1 to 309 code for a protein of 102 amino acids. The transcript has a single exon. NCBI's taxonomy places the organism in Eukaryota, Evosea, Mastigamoebida, Endamoebidae.